Arabis nemorensis is the source of this 1287-nucleotide messenger RNA. The record is from the annotation of a GenBank genome assembly. NCBI's taxonomy places the organism in Eukaryota, Viridiplantae, Streptophyta, Magnoliopsida, Brassicales, Brassicaceae.
AUGAAUUGCUUUUCAUGUUUUUAUUUCCAUGAAAAGAAAAAACUUCCCGGAGAUUCAGAUAAAACUGGUCGGAGAAAUGGUGAGUUGACCGGUAGAGACAACAACAAAACUCACCCUGAGAAUCCAAGACCUAAUAAGACUGGGGAUGAGCAGAACAAGAACAAUGAUGCAGACAAAGAAAUGACAAACAACAUCGCGGCGCAAACAUUCACCUUCAGGGAGCUAGCUACUGCAACCAAGAAUUUCAGACAAGAAUGUCUGAUCGGUGAAGGCGGUUUCGGAAGGGUUUACAAGGGAAAACUCGAGAAAUGCGGCAAGAUUGUGGCAGUGAAGCAAUUAGAUAGAAAUGGACUUCAAGGGAACAAAGAGUUCAUCGUAGAGGUGUUGAUGUUAAGUCUUUUGCAUCACAAGCAUCUCGUGAAUCUCAUUGGUUAUUGUGCUGAUGGAGAUCAGAGACUUCUCGUCUAUGAGUACAUGUCUCGUGGUUCACUCGAAGAUCAUCUCCUAGAUCUAACACCUGACCAAGUACCAUUGGAUUGGGACACAAGGAUAAGGAUCGCGCUAGGAGCUGCAAAGGGUCUUGAAUACUUGCAUGACAAGGCAGAUCCUCCUGUGAUCUACAGAGAUCUCAAGGCAGCUAAUAUCCUUCUGGACAGUGAGUUCAACGCCAAGUUAUCCGAUUUCGGACUAGCGAAGCUAGGCCCUGUCGGGGACAAACAACAUGUGUCAUCCAGAGUUAUGGGAACUUAUGGAUACUGUGCUCCUGAGUAUCAGAGAACCGGUCAGCUAACCAUUAAAUCUGAUGUUUAUAGCUUCGGAGUUGUGUUGUUGGAAUUGAUAACUGGACGAAGAGUUAUUGAUACAACUAGACCCAAAGAUGAACAUAAUCUAGUGACUUGGGCACAACCGGUGUUCAAAGAACCGAGUAGAUUCCCGGAGUUAGCGGAUCCGAGUCUUGAGGGAGUGUACCCGGAGAAAGCUCUGAAUCAGGCUGUGGCGGUAGCAGCAAUGUGUUUACAGGAAGAGGCAACAGUAAGGCCACUAAUAAGCGACGUUGUGACGGCUCUUGGUUUCUUAGGAACUGCUCCUGAUGGCUCAAUCUCUGUUCCAAACUACGACGACAUGCCUCCUCCUCCUCAGCCCUCGGAUGGAACGUCCUGUGACGAUUCUGCGGCCGCGGAAGAACGGGAAAGAGCCGUGGCAGAGGCAAUGGAGUGGGGAGUUGCUUCGAGAGCACAUUCCCGGAACCCAAGUGCAGCACAUUCCAGGAACCCAAGUGCUUCUUGA